Calliphora vicina (urban bluebottle blowfly) is the source of this 27043-nucleotide messenger RNA. It is a transcript of the gene Strn-Mlck, whose product is annotated as Stretchin-Mlck. Bases 196 to 26823 code for a protein of 8875 amino acids. Gene Ontology annotation, biological process: protein phosphorylation; homophilic cell-cell adhesion. The transcript has 27 exons. Lineage: Eukaryota; Metazoa; Arthropoda; Insecta; Diptera; Calliphoridae. The record is from RefSeq and is a predicted model, not a curated record. Gene Ontology annotation, cellular component: plasma membrane. Gene Ontology annotation, molecular function: protein kinase activity; protein binding; ATP binding.
UGUCCUGUAUUUUGUGAAAAAAGUAUUGCAAAUUGUUACCAGAUUUUAAACACAGCCAUUAAAAAAUAAAUUCAUAAAAAUAAUAUUUAAUAACACAUAUAAAUAUUAAAUAAAAGUUUAAAAUUCGAAAGUGUUUGUGUGGUAAUUUGUUGAAUUUGUUAAUGUUGUGUUAUAUUUGUAUGCAAAUUGUUACCUAUGGAGAAAUCGAAUAUAAAUCCUUUAACAUCUCCUUCUUCUGCAAAUGCUUCAGACAAUGAGGUGGAUACAGCGGCAAAUGUUGAAGCAAUUACAACCGAAAAUGCAGCAGAUUCCCGGUAUUUUCCUCAAGGAGGUGAUGAGUCACAAAAUAAUCAUAAGCCUCCAAAAAUAUCCUUUAGCGAAAAUUCGAGUUCAUUAAUACGAUGCAUGCCAAACGAAAGAGCAACAUUUUUUGUCAAAAUCGAUACAGAAGAAAAUGAUGCUGACAUUUUACCCCUAGAAUUUGAAUGGAGUCGCGGUGAAAAUCCCAUUUAUAAUUCAGAUCGUUUUCGCAUAACCAAGACCAGUAAUGCAGUUCAAUUGGCAGUUGAGCAUGUACAACGUGAAGAUGCUGGUCAUUAUACGCUUUUUGCUAGAACAAAAGGCAACGAUGUCAUACGAAAGGAUGUACAGCUUAUAGUUGAGGAUAGAUCAACGGGCGAUGAUCCACCAAUAUUUUUAAGACGAUUAGUGGACUUGCAAGUAAGAGUUGGAGCAAGCUCCAGACUAAUAACCGAAAUAAGCAGUUCCACAGAUGUCAAGAUUACCUGGUUUCGAAACGAUCGACGAGUAUGUGAAAACGAUCGUAUUAGAGAGGUUCAUGAGGGAAAUUUCUAUUAUCUUGAAAUUUAUCCAGUAAAUUUGGAAGAUGGCGGUCAAUGGAUGGUUAUGGCGGAAAACUUGAGUGGCCGUAAUUCGUGUAUUUCACAUUUAAGCGUUAUCGUUCCAAAGGCCUACAAAGCUCCGGAGUUUAUAGAAGAAUUGAGAGCGAUUUUGACCCAACAGGGCACAGUAUCGUUGGAAUGUAAGGUAGUAGGUGUUCCCACACCUCAACUGCGUUGGUUUAAGGAUUCCAAAGAGAUUAAGGCCGGUGAUGUGUUUGCCCUAACGGCCAACGCAGAUGAUCCCACUUCAUUGGGCACAUACACAUGUGAAGCGGUCAACUGUGUGGGUAAAUCAUAUUCAAGCUCCAAAUUGCAUGUUGUUGGUCGUGGCAGUAGAGAGGGAUCAUUAAAACCCGCCGACAGCGUGACUAACACGGCUCCCCCACCGAUAUUUACAAACGAACUAAAAAAUGCGAAUGUUCGCAUUGGUGAUACAAUUAUUCUCGGAUGCCAAGUGGCUGUACCGCCCUGGCCCCAAAGUGUUGUGUGGUAUAAUAAAAAUGGACGUGUUGAUGCUGGUGAUAGAUACAAAUAUGUUGAAGAUGGUUUGGGUGUAUAUAUGAUUGAAGUUAAGCCCUCGGAGGCUUGUGAUGAGGGUGAAUGGAAGUGCGUUGUUACAAAUGAGGAGAGUUGUGUUGGUAUUUCAUCUUGUGUAGUCAAUAUGGAAAUUCCCAAAAAUUAUCGCAAACCUCGUUUUAUGGAAACUCUUAGAGCUGUUUUAACUGAAGAAGGUUUAGUAUCGUUUGAAUGUAAAGUUGUGGGUUUUCCUACACCUCAGUUGAAAUGGUUUAAAGAUGGACAAGAACUGAAACCAGGAGAUGUAUAUCAAUUGACUGGCACGAAUUCGUUGGGCACAUAUUGUUGUAUUGCCAAAAAUUGUAUGGGUGAAACGAGUAGCAUUGCCGUGUUGACCGUAGAAGAUAUACAGAAUCAAUUAAAUGACGAAGAACGGCUUACAUUCGCCGCUACAACGUCGCAGCCACCUAAGUUUUUGAUGGGUCUAAAAUCACAAGAAACUAAAAUCAACGAACCGUACCAAUUUACAGUUAAGGUUGAGGCUACUCCGGAUCCCUUAUUGUCAUGGUUCCGAGACGAGUUACCGAUAGAGACUAAUGAUCGCUACAAUCAUUAUCGCGGUGAAGAAGAUAAUUGGCAUUUGGACAUAAGAUCCAUGGAGUUUAUAGAUCAGGCCGAAUGGAAGUGUGUAGCUGUAAAUGAUUUUGGUACUACUGUUACAUCUUGCUUCUUAAAAUUGCAAAUUCCUAGACAUUAUAAGAAACCACGCUUCCUCGAGUGUUUAAGAGCCGUACUCACCGAAGAGGGAGCAGUUAAUUUGGAGUGCAAGGUGAUUGGCGUUCCUCAACCCGUGCUGAAAUGGUACAAAGAUGGUGUCGAAUUGAAGCCGGGUGAUAUUCAUAAAAUAAUAUCCGGACAGGAUGGAACUUGCUGUUUGGGCACAUACACCUGUGAGGCCCGAAAUUGCAUGGGAGUUGUAGCUAGCUCAGCAGCUUUACUUGGAUUUGAAGAUGACUAUUCGAAACAAGAAACUCAACAACAAAAUGAACUGCAACGUAACUUUUCUCUAUCCACAAUACAGGAGGAGCACACCUCUCAGUUGUAUGAAACGCCACAGGGAGAUAUUACCAUUACUGACAAAGGAGAUGUGUCGUUUUCAUUUGAUGGCAAAGAAGUCUCGGUAUCAUUGUAUGAAACUCCUGAUCUAACGGAAGAAGAAGCAUUGAAAAUUGUUGAAAUGUAUGCUGAUCAAAUUUCAGAACACGUUACCGAACACAAUAUAGUCGAAUUGCCUCCUCUGCGUUUUGUCAAAGAAACCUCACAGUCUGGUAAAUUACUCAUGGAAGCAGUGGUUAUAGACAUUUCACCGGAAUAUUUCUCCCACGAAGAAGAUUUACGUACUGAAGCAGGCAUGGAUGAUAUCUCUAUAAAUGAAAUAACUAUACAUGGUUCAUCCGUAAGAGAUGAAGAGGAGUUUGAUAAACAAACUCAAGAUUUUGCCAGAACAUCAUUUGAGAAAAUGGAGGAAGAAUUAUCUAUGACAGCUCCCAUAAGAAAACGCAAAAAAUCCAAACCUACAGAAACCGACGAAUUCUUUAGUUUUUCUAAAGCUUCCGAUGGCAGUGUGGAUGAAAACACUUCUGAAUUACAAACAUUUGCCAGCGCUCAAAUGUCGAAAAUAGAUUCAUUGGAAAAUCAAUCAUUGAGUGAAUCGAUACAAGCUCCCGUCCGCAAAAAGGGCAAGAAACAAACAGAUAGCGAAUCUUCAAAAACCAGCGAAAACGAGGCUAAGCUUCAGGAUAUUUCUGGAGCAGUGGGUGAUGGCUUAAAGGUUGCUUUCGACAAACCUCUGAAGGUUGUAACCAACGAAGCCGAUAUAGACAUAAAUUUAAAAUCAUUGCUACCCCUUGCAAAACUUUUGAAUGUUUUAGACGGUCAUUUAAAUGCCGUCGAAUCCGAAGUCAUCAACCAGUCUGUUAUGCUAAUGACUCCAGCAUCUGCUGACCAAAGUAUAGCUAUCAUAAAGAAUAUCAUUGAUCCUAUUAAUCAAAUUCAAAGCAAGCUAAAAGUGUACUCGGGUGAAACGCCUCUGGAUGCCUUAUUUGAGACCAUGAACGACGAUAUACGUAGCCUUCAUGUAGCAUUACAAGUUAUUGAAAAAUGUGUGGAAAUUGAUGAAACCGGCACAACAUUGAUUCAAAGAACGAGUGUUUGCAUUAUAGACAGCAUAGCUGAUCAUUUGAUAAAAGCCCUGGAAGAAGUUAAAACGGUUUCAAAAUUAUUCGAAAACGAAAGCCUAAAGUCAAAUUUACAACUGACAGUUGAUGAUAUUAAACAGGGUCUAGAAAUUACCAAAGGCACUAUCAAGUCCCAGGCUUUAUUGCAGGAGGCCCAAGAAAUUGAAGCCACAAAGCAUUUUACCGAAACAGUGGCCAAAUUACAAGAUAUUCCCGAGCCCUUGCCUUUCUCGAAAAUAGCAGAUGCCAAUUUGCCAAAAUUCUCAGAGUCGGUAACAACCAUCUGUGAGCCGGUCCUAAGAAUUCAGGCGGCCUUAGAAAAGGUCGAGAAUGAAUUAACACUUGAGGAAACUGAUGAAGAUAUUUAUAAAAAGGUACAUGAAAAAAUAAUGGUCAACUUAGUGGAACCUAUUCACGCUCUACAAUCUGUAGUUUCUCAAAUCGAAAGUAAAGUCAGUUCGCUGACAGGCACCGAUAGUAUAGAACAAAAAGUAAAUAUGGCAAUCUUAGAUAUUGUGUCACCACCGCUAUUUGAAUUGAACAAAGGUUUAGAAAUUAUUCAACAGCAACCUUCGCAUGAUAUUGAGGCGGGAAGACUUACGGUUGGCACAGUUGAAUCAAUGGUACCACCAUUGCAGGAAAUUCAGAAUGGUUUGGCUCAAUUAAGUCAAGAUAUAUUAACUGGUCAAAUAACAGAUGAUCAAAUUAUGGAUACAGAUGACUUAAAGAAACUACUGCAGUCCUUGGCACAAGCUGUCUUACAUCUGGAAUCGAACAUAGAUCAUAUAACUACUCGUUUACCUGAGAAUGUGUCCAUGAGUUUAUCAAAACUUAAGGAAGAAAUGUCGUCCCUGAUCAGUCAAGUCAUCGACAAAGAUAUCGACAAAUAUCACUUAACAGUAUUAGAGAAUAUUAAGAAACCAAUAGAUGAACUUAAUUACUGUAUACGACAAAUCGAGCAAAAAUCAAUUUCCGGUUCUUUAACUGACUUGGUUGAUCCAUUGCAUAGUUUAAGUGACAAAGUUAAGAUGAGUCAGGAUGUACUCCAACUAUCGACAACGAAACAAAACUCAGAUAUUGCUGAAACAUUGGACAAAAUGCGAACUCUUAUCAAGCAUAUAGAAAUUGAUAUCGAAGAGAAUGAAUUUAAGAAUAUACAAAAGGAAAUAGCACUGGAUGAGGAGCAGGCCUUAAAGGACAAUAAUCUAUUUCUAUCUAUGCGAAAAGAAAUGGAAAUGAAAAUUGAAUUUGAAGAAAGCCUUAAAGAGAUCGAAAAGUUGUCUGACAACAUCAAGUAUUUGCAAAAUAUUCAAUUCAUAGACAGCGAACUAAAGGGCCAGUUCACUGAAUUAGCUAAGCCAUUCGAUAAAGUUAUCGAUAUUCUAAAAAAUAAAGAAACUCUAGAAACUGAUGAAACAUCUUUGCAGUAUUCUCUAAACGUUCUAAGAAAUACUGCCAAAACCACGGAAAGCUUAAACAACUCAUUGGAAAAGUUAAAAGUUAUCAAGAGUAAAAAUGAAUUUUCGAAAAUCUUUUACUCCGAUUGUCGCAAUGAUUUAGAGGAGUUGAAAACUGCAAUAGAUCAAAUUGAAGAUUAUCAAGCAACUACAACACCAAUGGUCAAUUCAUUCAACAAAAUUUUGGUUGUAUUAGAAAAUAUAUUACCGAAACUUGUUAUUGAAACAGCUGUAGAAGAUAUGUCCACCUUAGAAGAGGUAUCAGCCUUAAAAUCUGCUGCCGAAUCUUUGCCUCUCGAUAGUGAUAGGACUUCGGUACAAAAAGAAGACGGAGAAGUUGCCAUUUCUGGGCCUUUGAAAUCAUUUGAAGAGAAAAGGGUUCAAGUUGAUGAAUUAUUGGGAGAGUUGAAAAAUAGCAUUGCCUCUGUAUUGGUUCACUGUAAUGACUACGACAUGGGAUCGCUGAGAAUCGAGGCAGCUGAACAGAUGAAAGUUACUGUUAUUAAAAUGAAGGACUUCAAGCAAUGUUUAGAGCAAACCAUACAACCUCAUGUACUGGAUGUAGUUCAUACUUCUUCCGAAUGUACAGAUCCACGUACAAUGGCUGAGGCUGUAUGCAGUUUAGAAAAUUGUGCUUUGCAGAUACAAGAGUACAUAGACAACUUUGAUGUAAAAGACUUGAGCGGCGAUGAAAUUUCCGAGCUAAAAACAAUGGCUCAGCCUUUGAAGGAAUUAGUUGAGGGUGUAAAAGUAUUCUAUACUCAGGAAUUGGAACAGGUAGAAACAAUGAACACAUUAUCGCCAGUUAGUAUGUCGUCUGCAAAAGUAUUGGAAAGUUUAAGGCCGCACGUUUUGGCAGUGCAUGAACAUCAAGCACUGGAUACUUUGGAAUCGUUGGCCGAUACGCAAACAUUUUCUCAUCUUAAAGAAUUUAUUCAGCCUUUAAGAGAAUUGGAAAAUUUGGCCAUUUGUACGGAGGAAAAUAUGUUACUAUCACAAAUGUCGAACCUAACCGAUCAAACUAGCAUAGAUGUAUUAAAAACAUGGGCAAAACCAUUACUAAGUCUUAGAGAAGCCAUUGUAAAUGUGAAACAAGAUCAAGCAUACAGCACUUUAGAAGAGUGUCCCGAAUUCAAGGCCGUUAAAGAAAAAUCUGACAUUCUUUUUAAUUUAUUAAAGUACUGUGAGAAUUUCGAUACUCAAAUAUUUGAAAAUAUUGAAGAUCUAUCAUCCCUAAAUAUUUCGAAUAUACAGUCAUAUGCCGAGUCACGGUCGGUAUCGGCAGUCGAUCACAUUGAAACUGCAAAGACUCAUGUGGAAGAAGUAAAAACAUUUGGUUUAAAGGAUUGUGUAGCGGGAGGCAUAAAACAAAUAGAAGAAUGUUUGCAUACCACCAAAAAUAUACAAGAUAUCGAGGUAACUAGUUUAGAAGACAUUAUGCAGGAACUGAAACACGAUUUACAAGAUAUGGAAAGUAAUCUGUUGAAAACUGGCGAAAAAACCGAGGAUUUAAUUGAAAAAGAAACCAAAGUAGCUAAAACAAUGUUUAAGCUGAAAGAAUGUUUGGUUCACACCUAUGAAUCCACAGAUUUGGAAACUGGUCUCGAAGAUAUAGAAAAAACAUUUGAAGACUUACUUCAAGCCAUGCCUUCAUUGGAACUUCAACUGGCUUCAGAAAUGAAAGAGAAAAUAGUUUUAGGAUUUUCAGAGUUCAUAGUGACCUGCAUACAAACAAAUACUCUACAAAACGGUGAUACCCUAAUACAACCGUUUAGAAACCUAAUGGAAACUGUUGAUAUUAUAAGUAGAUUAAAUAAGGUCGAUGUGGAAACAUCAUCCAGUGUGAUGAUCCAAUUACAAACCCAACUUAUGACUGCAUUUAGAGCGCUAAACGAUGUAAGCGAAAAAACCGAUAACGAAAUACUGCCUACUCUUUUGAAAACCCAAAAUACAUUGGUGUCCAUUUACGAUUUCAUUGAAAACAAUGAGGGUAAUUUAAGAAUUAUCGAAUUGUUGCAAGAAAUUGAUUAUCUUACUCCCGAGUUAAGGGAAAUUAAAGAAAUUCUGUCCUUAAAUGAAAAACGGGCAAGUGAAGAACAAAUGCAAGUUCUAUUAGAGAAUGUCAGUUCUGCCCAACUAUUCCUAACAGAAAUACACGACGGAUUAAUUCAAAAUAAUUCUUUAGUACACAUUUUUAUGCAAGAAAAUAAGGAUACCGUCGAAAGAUUGAAAAAUAUUCUGAUUGUUGUAGAAAGCAAACUUCAAUCGAAAACAGACUACGGUGUAGAACAAGAAGAAGAAACUAUUGGCAUACUGUCAGAUCUAUUAAAUAUUCUCAAAGCGAAUAUGGAAAAAGUAAAAAGUAAAACUACUCAGUCUGCUUCAGAAAUAGAUGUUAAAGAUGUUCUACAGGCAGAACAAGCUGAUGACAAAAAUAUUGAGAAUGAAACCAAACCAAUGCAACAGACAAUUAUUGAAGCUACUCGACUUGAAGGCGAGUCUGUACAAGAAAAGGAUAUUGAAACACUCGUUAAAGCAGAAGUGUCUGAUGUAAAAGUCGGAAAAGAUGAAGAAACUAAAUUGGAUAUGCGAGAUAGAAAAGAUGAAGAUAAAGAUGACGUUGCGCUUCCAAUGCAAAUCGGAGAAUCUGCACAAGCUGAAUCCAAAUCAGAAAAACAAUUAACUCCAUUCAUGAAGAAUGUAUUACAGCUUAUAAACAAUACUUAUCAAUACAUUGAAACCAUAUCAACAGAAAAUGCUAAACAAAGUACCUCUCAAUUUGCCACGUCAGUGUUAGGUAACUUGAAAGAAUUACAGUCAGCUAUUGAAGGCGAUAGUCCUAGUGAUAUUGAAGAUCGUUUAUUCUUGCCUCUAUUUAAAACCAAACAACUUAUAAAUAAUGCUGCGCGCACUGAAUUCACUGACGAAGUUACACAUAAUAUCUUACAAAAUCUUAACCAUGUUAUUUCGAACAUAAUUAAUAAUAAUGAUAAAUUACGCAAAUCUGUUCUUUUCGACAUUGUGGAAGCAAUUAAGCCUAAUGUUUCACAAAUUGUAGAAUACACUGAUGGCGAAUCUAAAAAACCCAAAAUCCUGCAAAAAUUAUCUCAUAGUCUUAAUCAAAUCAUCUCGGAAAUAAAUAAUAUUUAUCAACACAAUCAAGGAAACAUGGAUUCAUCAUCAGCUUCUUUCUUAUCUUUACAAAAUGCUUUAUGUCAACUGAAGGAAGUGACGGAUGAAAUUAGUACAAUGAAACCAAAUGUUUUGAAUGCCACAAAACUAAAUCAAUUAGUCGAUAAACUUAAUAGGGUUAAACUAAAUGAUGCACUGGAAAUAUUACUUGAAUUGGAAAUUAUGGAUGAAAUGUUUGAUCAACUUUUGGAAGCAAUUAAAUUCGAUUCGAUGUUGCAAGACAAAUCAAUGGAGGAAAUAGUUGCAAAUGCUUUAGAAAAGAUUGGUGAUAACAAUGAUUUACAAGAUAUUAAACAGGAUUUGAAAGAGGCAUUAGAGUCUCCAAAUAACGAACAAAAACGAAAAUGCAUAUUCAAGCUCAGGGAACACAUUGUACAUACAUACGAUGGUAGUUUAACCGAAGAACUUGAAAAUGUGAUUGAUUCUAUUUUGGGAAAUAAUUCCGAUUUAAUAGAAUCAAUUAAUGUAGAAUAUUUAAAUAAUGUUAAUAAAAAUAUUGCAUCGGUAAGUGCACAAAUCGACUCAUUGACAUAUAAAUCUUGGCAGACGAAAUUCACUGGAUUGACCACAAAACUUUCAAAUAUACAGAACGUAGCCGAUCGCCUUAAAAUUGUUAAAGAUAUUGAAAAAUCUUCAGUUCACAUGAUUGAACUGCAAAAAAAUCUAAUGGAUAUUUUCGUUUUAUUUGAUGACAUGCUUGAAACUACAACUCCACAUCUAAACAUAGAUGUUGAGAAAGUGAAAACAUUAUGCUUAAAACAAUAUGAUUUCAUAGAAAACUCGGUGGCUAAUAUCAAAACGCUUAACACGUACGAAAAUAUGCUUGAUCUGUGUAGAUCAAUAAAAAUAGUAGUGGACAAAGUCUGUGAGAUAACUACAUCACAAGUGGAAGAACUCUCAUUUGAAGAAAAAUCCGAAGAAAAGGAAGAAAUCAGACCGGAGAAUGUAGAAGAAAAUAAACAGAAAGCUGAAGCCAAGAAGACUAAAGUAAAAGAAAUAAAGGCAGUCCAAGAGGAGGCAGAAAUAUAUGAGGUUAAGGCUGAGAUGUUAGAAGAACAGAAAUUAGGAACUGAAACCCAGAUGGCUGAAGAAAAAGAUGUCAAGUCAGCCCAAGAGAAGGCUGAAUUAUCUGAAGUUAAGGCCGAGACUUUAGAAGAAAAGAAACAGAAAACCGGAGAUAAGAAAGCUGAAGAAAAGGAUAUAAAGGCAUCCGAGGAAAAGGCUGAAAUAUCUAAAGUUGAUGAAGAAAUCUUAGAAGAAAUGAAACUGGAAGCUGAAGCCCAAAAGGCCGAGGAAAAAGUUGUAAACACUGCCCAAGAGAAGGCUGCAUUAUCUGAAGUUAAGGCUGAAAAGCUAGAAGAAAAGGAAAUGGAAACUGAAGCCAAGAAGGCUGAAGAAAAAGAUAUAACGGCAGCCCAAGAGAAAGCAGAAAUAUCAGAGGUUAAGGCCGAGAAGUUAGAAGAAAAGAAAAUGGAAACUGAAGCCAAACAGGCUGACAAAAAAGAUAUGAAAGCUCCCCAAGAAAAGGCUGAACUAUCUGAAGUUAAGGCAGAGAAGUUAGAAGAAAAGAAAAUGGAAACUGAGACCAAGACGGCUAAAGAAAAAGAUAUUAAAGCUCCCCAAGAAAAGGCUGAACUAUCUGAGGUUAAGGCAGAGAAGUUAGAAGAAAAGAAAAUGGAAACUGAAGCCAAGAAAGCUGAAGAAAAGGAUAUAAAAGCUUCACAAGAAAAGGUUGAACUAUCUGAGGUUAAGGCUGAGAUGUUAGAAGAAAAGAAAAUGGAAACUGAAGCCAAGAAGGCAGAAAAAAAGGAUAUGAAAGCUCCCCAAGAAAAGGCUGAAAUAUCUGAGGUUAAGGCCGAGAAGUUAGAAGAAAAGAAAAUGGAAACUGAAGCCAAGAAGGCUGAACAAAAAGAUAUGAAAGCUCCCCAAGAAAAGGCUAAAAUAUCAGAAGUUAAGGCAGAGAAGUUAGAAGAAAAGAAAAUGGAAACUGAAGCCAAGAAGGCAGAAGCAAAAGAUAUAAAAGCCCCCCAAGAAAAGGCUGAACGAUCUGAGGUUAAGGCAGAGAAAUUAGAAGAAAAGAAAAUGGAAAUUGAUGCCAAGAAAGCUGAAGAAAAAGACACGAAAGCUUCCCAAGAAAAGGCUGAACUAUCUGAGGUUAAGGCCGAGAAGUUAGAAGAAAAGAAAAUGGAAACUGAAGCAAAGAAGGCUGAAGAGAAAGAUAUUAAAGCUCCGCAAGAAAAGGCUGAACUAUCUGAGGUUAAGGCCGAGAAGUUAGAAGAAAAGAGAAUGGAAACUGAAGCAAAGAAAGCUGAAGAAAAAGAUAUGAAAGCUCCCCAAGAAAAGGCUGAACUAUCUGAAGUUAAGGCAGAGAAGUUAGAAGAAAAGAAAAUGGAAACUGAGACCAAGACGGCUAAAGAAAAAGAUAUUAAAGCUCCCCAAGAAAAGGCUGAACUAUCUGAGGUUAAGGCAGAGAAGUUAGAAGAAAAGAAAAUGGAAACUGAAGCCAAGAAAGCUGAAGAAAAGGAUAUAAAAGCUUCACAAGAAAAGGUUGAACUAUCUGAGGUUAAGGCUGAGAUGUUAGAAGAAAAGAAAAUGGAAACUGAAGCCAAGAAGGCAGAAAAAAAGGAUAUGAAAGCUCCCCAAGAAAAGGCUGAAAUAUCUGAGGUUAAGGCCGAGAAGUUAGAAGAAAAGAAAAUGGAAACUGAAGCCAAGAAGGCUGAACAAAAAGAUAUGAAAGCUCCCCAAGAAAAGGCUAAAAUAUCAGAAGUUAAGGCAGAGAAGUUAGAAGAAAAGAAAAUGGAAACUGAAGCCAAGAAGGCAGAAGCAAAAGAUAUAAAAGCCCCCCAAGAAAAGGCUGAACGAUCUGAGGUUAAGGCAGAGAAAUUAGAAGAAAAGAAAAUGGAAAUUGAUGCCAAGAAAGCUGAAGAAAAAGACACGAAAGCUUCCCAAGAAAAGGCUGAACUAUCUGAGGUUAAGGCCGAGAAGUUAGAAGAAAAGAAAAUGGAAACUGAAGCAAAGAAGGCUGAAGAGAAAGAUAUUAAAGCUCCGCAAGAAAAGGCUGAACUAUCUGAGGUUAAGGCCGAGAAGUUAGAAGAAAAGAGAAUGGAAACUGAAGCAAAGAAGGCUGAAGAGAAAGAUAUAAAAGCUCCCCAAGAAAAAGCUGAACUAUCUGAGGUUAAGGCCGAGAAGUUAGAAGAAAAGAAAAUGGAAACUGAAGCAAAGAAAGCUGAAGAAAAAGAUAUAAAAGCUCCUCAGGAAAUGGUUGAACUAUCUGAGGUUAAGGCCGAGAAGUUAGAAGAAAAGAAAAUGGAAGCUGAAGCCAAGAAGGGUGAAGAGAAAGAUAUAAAAGCUCCCCAAGAAAAGGCUGAAAUAUCUGAAGUUAAGGCCGAGAAGUUAGAAGAAAAGAAAAUGGAAACUGAAGCAAAGAAGGCUGAAGAGAAAGAUAUAAAAGCUCCCCAAGAAAAGGCUGAACUAUCUGAGGUUAAGGCCGAGAAGUUAGAAGAAAAGAAAAUGGAAGCUGAAGCCAAGAAGGGUGAAGAGAAAGAUAUAAAAGCUCCCCAAGAAAAGGCUGAACUAUCUGAGGUUAAGGCCGAGAAGUUAGAAGAAAAGAAAACGGAAACUGAAGCAAAGAAGGCUGAAGAGAAAGAUAUAAAAGCUCCCCAAGAAAAGGCUGAACUAUCUGAGGUUAAGGCCGAGAAGUUAGAAGAAAAGAAAAUGGAAACUGAAGCAAAGAUAGCUGAAGAAAAAGAUAUAAAAGCUCCCCAAGAAAAAGCUGAACUAUCUGAUGUUAAGGCCGAGAAGUUAGAAGAAAAGAAAAUGGAAACUGAAGCAAAGAAGGCUGAAGAGAAAGAUAUAAAAGCUCCCCAAGAAAAGGCUGAACUAUCUGAGGUUAAGGCCGAGAAGUUAGAAGAAAAGAAAAUGGAAGCUGAAGCCAAAAAGGGUGAAGAGAAAGAUAUAAAAGCUCCCCAAGAAAAGGCUGAACUAUCUGAGGUUAAGGCCGAGAAGUUAGAAGAAAAGAAAAUGGAAACUGAAGCAAAGAAGGCUGAAGAGAAAGAUAUAAAAGCUCCCCAAGAAAAGGCUGAACUAUCUGAGGUUAAGGCCGAGAAGUUAGAAGAAAAGAAAAUGGAAACUGAAGCAAAGAAGGCUGAAGAAAAAGAUAUAAAAGCUCCCCAAGAAAAAGCUGAACUAUCUGAGGUUAAGGCCGAGAAGUUAGAAGAAAAGAAAAUGGAAACUGAAGCAAAGAAGGCUGAAGAGAAAGAUAUAAAAGCUCCCCAAGAAAAGGCUGAACUAUCUGAGGUUAAGGCCGAGAAGUUAGAAGAAAAGAAAAUGGAAGCUGAAGCCAAGAAGGGUGAAGAGAAAGAUAUUAAAGCUCCCCAAGAAAAGGAUGAACUAUCUGAGGUUAAGGCCGAGAAGUUAGAAGAAAAGAAAAUGGAAACUGAAGCAAAGAAGGCUGAAGAGAAAGAUAUAAAAGCUCCCCAAGAAAAGGCUGAACUAUCUGAGGUUAAGGCUGAGAAGUUAGAAGAAAAGAAAAUGGAAACUGAAGCAAAGAAGGCUGAAGAAAAAGAUAUAAAAGCUCCCCAAGAAAAGGCUGAACUAUCUGAGGUUAAGGCCGAGAAGUUAGAAGAAAAGAAAAUGGAAGCUGAAGCCAAGAAGGGUGAAGAGAAAGAUAUAAAAGCUCCCCAAGAAAAGGCUGAACUAUCUGAGGUUAAGGCCGAGAAGUUAGAAGAAAUGAAAAUGGAAACUGAAGCCAAGAAGGCUGAAGAAAAAGGUAUGAAAGUUCCCCAAGAAAAGGCUGAACUAUCUGAGGUUAAGGCCGAGAAGUUAGAAGAAAAGAAAAUGGAAACUGAAGCAAAGAAAGCUGAAGAAAAAGAUAUAAAAGCUCCCCAAGAAAUGGCUGAACUAUCUGAGGUUAAGGCAGAGAAGUUAGAAAAAAAGCAAAUGGAAACUGAAGCCAAGAAGGCUGAAGAAAAAGAUAUGAGAGCUCCCCAAGAAAAGGCUGAACUAUCUGAGGUUAAGGCCGAGAAGUUAGAAGAAAAGAAAAUGGAAACUGAAACAAAGAAGGCUGAAGAGAAAGAUAUAAAAGCUCCCCAAGAAAAGGCUGAACUAUCUGAGGUUAAGGCAGAGAAGUUAGAAGAAAUGAAAAUGGAAACUGAAGCCAAGAAGGCUGAAGAAAAAGAUAUGAAAGCUCCCCAAGAAAAAGCUGAACUAUCUGAGGUUAAGGCAGAGAAGUUAGAAGAAAAGAAAAUGGAAGCUGAAGCCAAGAAGGGUGAAGAAAGAGAUAUGAAAGCUCCCCAAGAAAAGGCUGAACUGUCAGAGGUUAAGGCCGAGAAGUUAGAAGAAAAGAGAAUGGAAGCUGAAGCCAAGAAAGCUGAUGAAAAAGAUAUAAAAGCUCCCCAAGAAAAGGCUGAACUAUCUGAGGUUAAGGCCGAGAAGUUAGAAGAAAUGAAAAUGGAAACUGAAGCCAAAAUGGCCGAAGAAAAAGAUAUGAACGCUCCCCAAGAAAAGGCUGAAUUAUCUGAGGUUAAGGCCGAGAAGUUAGAAGAAAAGAAAAUGGUAACUGAAGCAAAGAAGGCUGAAGAUAAAGUUAUAAAAGCUCCCCAAGAAAAGGCUGAACUAUCCGAGGUUAAGGCCGAGAAGUUAGAAGAAAAGAAAGUGGAAACUGAAGCAAAGAAGGUUGAAGAGAAAGAUAUAAAAGCUCUCCAAGAAAAGGCUGAACUAUCUGAGGUUAAGGCCGAGAAGUUAGAAGAAAAGAAAAUGGAAACUGAAGCAAAGAAGGCUGAAGAGAAAGAUAUAAAAGCUCCCCAAGAAAAGGCUGAACUAUCUGAGGUUAAGGAGGAGGAGUUAGAGGAAAAGGAAAUGAAAACUGAAGCCAAGAAGGCUGAAGAAAAAGAUAUAAAAGCUCCCCAAGAAAAGGCUGAACUAUCUGAGGUUAAGGCCGAGAAGUUAGAAGAAAAGAAAAUGAAAACUGAGGACAAGAAAGCUGAAGAAAAAGAUAUAAAAGCUUCCCAAGAAAAGGCUGAAUUAUCUGAGGUUAAGGCCGAGAAGUUAGAAGAAAAGAAAAUGGUAACUGAAGCCAAGAAGUGUGAAGAAAGAGAUAUGAAAGCUCCCCAAGAAAAGGCUGAACUGUCUGAGGUUAAGGCCGAGAAGUUAGAAGAAAAGCAAAUGGAAACUGAGGCAAAGAAGGCUGAAGAAAAAGAUAUAAAAGCUCCCCAAGAAAAGGCUGAACUAUCUGAGGUUAAGGCCGAGAAGUUAGAAGAAAAGAAAAUGGUAACUGAAGCAAAGAAGGCUGAAGAUAAAGUUAUAAAAGCUCCCCAAGAAAAGGCUGAACUAUCCGAGGUUAAGGCCGAGAAGUUAGAAGAAAAGAAAGUGGAAACUGAAGCAAAGAAGGUUGAAGAGAAAGAUAUAAAAGCUCUCCAAGAAAAGGCUGAACUAUCUGAGGUUAAGGCAGAGAAGUUUGAAGAAAAGAAAAUGGAAACUGAAUCAAAGAAGGCUGAAGAAAAAGAUAUAAAAGCUCCCCAAGAAAAGGCUGAACUAUCUGAGGUUAAGGCCGAGAAGUUAGAAGAAAAGAAAAUGGAAACUGAAGCAAAGAAGGCCGAUGAAAAAGAUAUGAAAGCUCCCCAAGAAAAGGCUGAAAUAUCUGAGGUUAAGGCCGAGAAGCUAGAAGAAAAGAAAAUGGAAUCUGAAGCAAAGAAGGCUGAUGAAAAAGAUAUGAAAGCUCCCCAAGAAAAGGCUGAAAUAUCUGAGGUUAAGGCCGAGAAGUUAGAAGAAAAGAAAAUGGAAACUGAGGCCAAGAAAGCUGAAGAAAAAGAUGUAAAAUCUCCUCAAGAGAAAGCUGAAAUAUCUGAAGUUAAGACUAAGAAAUUAGAAGAAAAGAAAGUGAAAACUGAAGCCAAGAAUGCUGAAGAAAAAGAUGUAAAGGCAGCCCAAGAGAAAUCUGAAUUAGAAGAAAAUAAAUUAGAAAAAGAAGCUAAAAAAGCAGAAGAAAAAGAUAUAAAGGCCGACCAAAAGAAGGCGGAAACAUCUGAGCUUAAGGCAGAAAAAUUAGAAGAAAAGAAAAUAGAAACUGAACCCACGAAAGCUAAAGAUAAUGAUAUAAAGGCUCGUCAAGAGAAGGCUGAAGUAUCUGAAGUUAAGGCUGAGAAGUUAGAAGAGAAGAAAAUGCAAACUGGAGCUAAAAAAGCAGAAGAAAUUGAUAUAAAGGCAGCCCAAGAGAAAGCUGAAAUAUCUGAGGUUAAGGCUGAAAAAUUAGAAAAAAAUAAAGUAGAUGCUACAGCCAAAAAAGCUAAGGAAAAACGUGUAAAAGCUCCCCAAGAUAAGCCUGAAAUAUCCGAGGUUAAGGCUGAGAAGUUAGACGAAAAGAAAAUGGAAACUAAAGCCAAGAACGCUGAAGAAAAAGAUAUAAAUGUAGUUCAGGAAAUAGCUGAGAUAUCUGAGGUUAAUUUUGAAAAGUUAGAAGAAAAGAAACUAGAUGCUGAAGCCAAAAAAGCUGAGGAAAAAUAUGUAAAAGCUCCGCAAGAGAAGGUUGACAUUUCUGAGGUUAAGACUGAAAAGUUAGAAGAAAUAAAAAUGGAAGUUGAAGCCAAGAAAGCCGAAAAAAAGGUAGCCCAAGAGAAGGCUGAAAUAUCUGAAGCUGAAGAAAAAAAUGUAAAGGUUGCCAAAAAGAAGGCUAAAGCCUUGAAAGCGGAAAGUAUAGACGAAAAGGCUGCAGAAAGAGAUAGUAAACUUGUCAAAGAUAGCAUUGAAACUUCGGACGUUAAGGUGAAGGAGUUAGAAAACAUUGAAUUAGAUGCUAAAUCGAAUAAUGGUAAGAAGACUGAAGAUAAGCCUGAUGCAGAACUUCGAAUUUCAGAAAUUUCUGAUUCACAAGGACUGAAACCAAAAAAAUCAAAUGAAUAUAUGGACCUUAAAGAAAAACGAAAUGCCAAGCGAAUGCCUAGUGUAGAUAUAAAACUUACCAAUCGCAAUUCAUCAGUAGGAAGUGAUAUUAAAUUGACAUGCGUCAUAUCAGGCAAUGAUUUAGAAGUACGCUGGUUUAAGGAAAGCAAUGCUAUUGAAAACACCUCCAAAUACAAAAUCACACAAAAGGAUGGUUUAUCUUGUUUAGAAAUAAAAUCAGCCGAUUUGCAUGAUGCAGCUGUAUACAGAUGUGUUGCCGCUAAUAGAAACGGUGAAGUAGAGACUAGUUGCCUCGUGACACUGUAUGAUGUACCCACGAAUAAAUUUGGCACACCACCAAUAUUCACCCGUAAUAUCAGAGAAUACUAUCACUUACGUGACGAUGAAUUGACUGUUGAGGUUCACGUUCAUGGUGUUCCCAGACCGAUAAUAUCAUGGUGGAGAGGUGCAUUUGAAAUAAAGCCAAAUGUUAAAUUUACCAAGCUAGAGGAAGCGCAUGGUGUGUAUAAGCUCUUGAUCUAUAAACCCAACAGUAGAGAUAGUGGAACAUAUACGUGUAAGGCCAUCAACUCCAGUGGAGAAGCGUUUGUCAAUCACGUAGUUGAGGUAGCAAAGAAUCUUCACUAUCACGUUCAUGGAAUAUUCCAUGCUAGAGAUCGUAUGCAAAUGGAUAAAGAACAAACAGCGAAGAAAGCUAUGGAAGAAGCUUUAAAAUCUAAAGGAGAAUCAGAUAAAAAAAGAGCUCAAGUAGAAGUAAGAUCUAGAGGUCCAAGAGCUUCCCCAGAAACCUUAGUUUCAGAUAGACAAAAAUUGAAAUUUGCCACACAAUUACGUGAUCGCAUGGCUUUGGAAGGUACAACAGUAAAACUGGUAGUUACCAUUAUUGGUCCUGAUCCAGCAUGUAGAUGGAUGAAGGAUGAUAACCGGGUCACAUAUGGUGAAAAAAUAAAGAACCAUACAGAGGGUGAUAAGGCAAUAAUUGAAUUAAUAAAUGUUACUGCGGAACAUUCUGGUGUCUAUAAAUGUAUAGCUAAAAAUGAAUUCAGUGAAAUAGAAACAUCUUGCUAUUUCAAGGUAUAUUCUGCGCAAACCGAAGGCGAUGAGCAUGAACCCAUUUUCGCACUACCGCUAAGAGAUGUUUAUCACUCUUCUCAAAACGAUUUGAUUCUCGACACUAAGAUACGUGGCAAUCCACGACCAGUAGUUACGUGGAUAAAAGACCAAAUACCCGUCGUACUUGAUGAUCGCAUUGUGCAAAUUGAACAUUUAGAUGGUAUUUGCGAGCUGAUCAUCAACAAGCCCACACCGAAUGAUAGUGGAAAUUAUACUUGUGUUGCACAAAACAAACUAGGCACCCAACAAACAUCGCAUUCUGUUGUUGUUGAUGUCCAACAGGCCUCCAGACGCUCUAGUAAUUUAUCUGGCGGUAUGACUGAUUCGGAAACGGGCACUAAGAAGGGAGGUAAGCCACCCAAAACUAAGAAGAAGGAUGAUGAAGGCGAUUUAUCCUAUGAAAGGCGAUCCCGGAUGCCUGAUCCUUCUCCCAAGCAACAAUUAUAUUUCACUACAUAUUUAUCGAAUCGAUAUGUAUUGGCUGGUUCCAAAGUAAAGUUGCAGUCGGUAGUGAAUGGUCCAAGUCCCACUAUGAAGUGGACAAAGGAUGAACAAAAUGUUCAGUAUGGUCCUCGUAUACGAAAUAUGAAUCGUGAAGGUCUUGCAUGUUUGGAAUUCUUGAAUUGUCAGCCCGAGGAUUCUGGAAUUUACACUCUAUUAGCUCAAAAUGAAUUUAGCAAAAUAACUUCAUCUUGUCAACUGCAUGUUUAUACGGCAAAUGUUUCUACCGAUGUCGAACCUGUUUUCGUGCGUCCCAUUAAAGACACUUACCAUUUGAUUUCGAAUGAAUUGAUUUUGGAGACAGGUAUUCGUGGUGUGCCCACUCCGCAAAUCCAGUGGUUCAAGGAUAGUAUGGAAAUAGAAAACGGUGGUAGAUUCCAUAUUUUCCAACACGCAGAUGGUAACUGUGAAUUGGUAAUAGAUUCUCCCAACGAUAAGGAUAGCGGAAAAUAUAUGGCUAGAGCAGAGUCUUCUGCUGGAAAAGCAGAAAUAGGUCAUCAUGUAUUGUUUAGGGGAAAAGAACAUCAUAUAGCUGAUAAUAUACACGGUGUUUUCCAUGCAGAUAAGAACUUAUUGAGACCAAAGCAAGCAGAGGCUGAGAAAACGAAGGAAGCUGCUGGCAAGUCUGAGGCAAGCGAAUCGGAGGGUGAUGAGGGCAGCAAGGGAAAGAAACGCGUACGCAAGCCAAAGAAGGAUGAUGAGGAAGGUGAAGCCUCAUCAGCUUAUGCUACUGACACUGGCUCUGAAACUAGUAGUCUUAAAAAACGUGAAAAGGUUAUAGGCAUCCACUUUGCCACUGCUGUCAGGGAUCGUGUGGUAGCCGAAGGAUCCAAGGUGAAAAUAUCUUGCUUCUUGGAGGCCAAAGAACCUCAAGUAAAAUGGUUUAAAAAUGACGAACAAAUUCAAAACAGCCAAAAGAUCAGAGGUCGUCACGUGGAGGGCCUCUGCACUUUGGAAAUACCAUCGGCUGCCCUAGAUGAUUCUGGCGAAUAUAAAUGCUGGGCCAGGGAUGAAACAGGCGAGGCUUCAACAUUUUGUAGACUUGAGGUUUACUCUAAUCCUGGUACUGGAGAUGUUCCACCAACCUUUACACGCAACAUCAAGGACACCUAUCAUGGAAAAAUUAAUGAGGUCCAGUUAGAUUGUCAUGUGCGUGGCUUGCCAACGCCCACCAUAACCUGGGCUAAGGAUGGCGUUAAAAUAGAACCCAGCGAAAAGUAUCAACAGGUUGAACAUGAAGAUGGCACCUUAGAACUAUUUAUUAUGGAUCCAACACCACAAGACAGUGGAAAAUACGUUUGCCAAGCUGAGAAUCGUGAAGGCACGGCCGAAAUUGUUCACAUGGUCACUGUACAACCAAGACGUAGACGACCAGUCUCGCCAGCCAGAGAGAGGCCGCCCGCAUUACCACCAACGCAGGAAACCGAAGAAGAGAAGGAAAAGAAACGCAAGAAGAAACAGGAAGAUGACGAAGAAAGUGGCAGAAGACGUGAAGUACCACCACCUCCGGAUCUAAGAAAACGUGUUUACUUUAGGAACUACUUAUCGAAUCGCACUGUUAAGGAGGGAAGCAAUGUUAAAUGGAUGGUUAGUAUUGAUGGUCCUGAUCCGACCGCCCGUUGGUACCAUGGUGAAAAUCUCAUUGCAUUUGGACCUAAGAGUAAAUUGUCGAUGCAAGAUGGCAUUGCCUGGUUGAAUUUGAUUGGUGUUACCGAGGAGCAAAGUGGUGUAUAUACGCUUAAGGUAAAGGGUUCCGAAAAUGAGAUAGUUUCCACUUGCACUCUAUUGGUAUAUAGCACAGGCAAAGAAGAAUUAGUAGCCCCAACAUUUACCGUCGGCAUUAAAGACACCUAUUCUAUUAAUGAGAAUGAGUUGGUUUUGGAUUGCCGUGUACGUGGUAAGCCACGUCCCGAGAUACAGUGGCUGAAGGGAACGGAUAUGUUAAUGCCAGGCGACAGAUAUGUGCAAAUUGAUCAAGCAGAUGGUUACUCCAAACUAAUUAUACCUAAACCCACCGAAAAGGAUUCAGGCCUAUAUGCCUGUGUUGCCCGUAAUGAGGUGGCUGAAAGUAAGAUUACUCAUCAAGUCGAUUUCAAGGGACGUGAACGUUUUGCCUUGGAGAAGACUAUGGGCUAUUUCCAUCGUGAUCCCAAUAAGCCCCAUUUCGUUACACCAUUGGGUAAUCAAACAGUUUGCAAUGGCGGUACAAUUGCUAUUUCGGCUGAGUUUAUGCAAACUCAUACACCCAUUGAUGUUCAAUGGUUCCGUGAUCGUCAAUCCUUGGCCGGUCAACCAAACGUUUCGACGUUCUACGAACAUGGCGUUUAUACUUUGGCCAUAAUGAAUGCUCAGGCAGAAAAUGAAGGUACCUAUACCUGCCGAGCUCAAAAUGCUUUUGGUCGCAUCGAAUCGCAUGCAAAUGUUGAUGUGGCUGUAGGUGUUUCGAAAGAUGAGCGUCCACCAUUGUUCCUUUCGAGACCCGAAACGGAAAUGAAGAUUGCUGUCGGUGAUCCUUUCUCGAUCUCCUUCAGAAUUGCUGGUGAUCCAAAACCAAGAUUGACUUUCUUGAAGGGCACCAAAGAUAUUACUAAAUCCGAUCGUGUUAGCAAAGAGGUCUCAGACGAUUACACCAGAUUUACUGUACAAAAAGCACAAAUUUCGGAUUCUGGCACUUACUUUGUAGUUGCACGCAAUAAUAAUGGCACCGACCGAAUAUUCGUUACAGUUGAGGUAAUGCCAAGAGCACGUUCUGAAACUCCAUCGGCUCCGCGUUGGGGUCUAGCACUAGAGAGUUAUGCCGAUGUUUCAUAUUUCAAAGAUCCACCGGCUGCCGUGUCCACGGAACCUCUGCUAAUCGAUUCGGGUCCAACACACAUUAGUUUGUCGUGGGGCAAACCGCCCACCAACAAUUCUGCUCCAGUUAUUGCCUACCGUGUAGACGCGUGGAUAGUGGGUCAUGAGGGUGGUGCCAUGUGGAAAGAACUCGGUCUUACGCCCAUUAAUUCCUUUGAUGCUUUCAAUCUUAAAUCGAAUGUAGAAUAUCAUUUUCGUGUAACGCCCAAAAAUCGUUAUGGCUGGGGUCCUUCGGUGCAAACUUCGGCACCUUUGCAAGUGGGUGGCGUGGAAUGUCUGCCAGAGUUUACAGUGAUUUUGCCGGGCCAGGUCAAGGCAUUACUUAACAAGGAAUUCGUUUUGGAAGCGGUGGUACGCGGCACUCCCCGACCUGAUAUUGUCUGGUACAAAGAUGGUCUACGCAUAAGUAGUAAUUUGGAAAGUGAACGUAUUAAGACCCGUAAAAUUGGUUCCACCUGUACUCUGACCAUUAAACAAGUUACUGAAGCCGAUGCUGGUCGUUAUACCUGUGAAGCUACAAACUCUAAGGGUAGAGUUUCAACAUUUGCUCGCCUUCAAGUUGUUUCCGAUCCCAAACUGUAUGAGGCCGAUAACCGUCUUAAAGAAAUUGUACGCCAGGACAAUAUCGCUACCAUAGGCGAUGCUUUACCUAUUUUCACAAUGCGCCUAAGAGAUAGACGUGCUCAGGUGACCUAUCCCGUACGUUUGACCUGUCAAGUGGUGGCUCAUCCACAUCCCGAAAUUACUUGGUACAAAGAUGAUGAACUUCUACAAUCCAGUAGACGUUGUCUCAUUACCGAAGAGAAUCAAUUCUAUACUUUGGAGCUGGCUAGUGCCCAACUCAAUGAUAGUGGUGUCUACACCUGUACUGCUAAAAACGAACUGGGUUCAGUUUCAUGCCACUGCUCCUUGGUCGUAGACAAGGGUAUAAGGGCCUACAUAUCGCCCGAAUUCUAUAUGCCUCUCGAUCCUCUCUACAUUGUACAAGAGACUCAAGAAUUACGUUUAACUGCCAAAGUUGAAGCAUAUCCAGCAGUCGGUGUGUCAUGGCAUCGUAAUGGUGUAAAAUUGCGUCCAAGCCGUCGAUUGGCUGCCUCAUUGGAUGCAAAUGGUUUUGUUGAAUUGAUUAUAUCCGAAACGAGUGUACGCGAUGCUGGCAUUUAUACAUGUGUGGCUUCAAAUGCUGUGGGCAAACAGGAAAGUAUGUGUCGUGUUUGUAUAGAACCUUUAGAGGAGGACAAUGUCGAUAUGCAAACAACAACAAGGAGUGUUCCCGCCAUAUGGACAAAUGAUAUGCCCUAUUCCAAAGAACCUUUGUUUGUUGUUAAGCCGCGUUCAAGUGAAGCCUAUGAAGGAGAUACUGUCAUUAUAUUCUGUGAAGUUGUGGGUGAUCCCAAACCAGAUGUUGUAUGGCUCAGAGAUUUCUUGAAUCCUGAAUAUUACAGAGACGCUCCUCACUUCCGCCGCAUAGGUGAGGGUACAGAAUACCGUUUGGAAAUACCAUAUGCCAAAUUAGAUUUCACUGGAACUUAUUCUGUUAUCGCCUCAAAUUGUCAUGGCGAAGCUAAGGCAGUGAUAUCAUUACAAAUUUUUGCCAAAGAUAUUCUUAAACAAAAUUCAAUGGAGAAAGGCUCAAUACGACAUGGAAAUGUCGAAACAUUACCGCGCUUUAUACGUCAUUUACGCAACUUACGUUGCUGUGACGGCGAUGCCAUAACUUUAGAGGCACACGUUGAAGGUUUGCCGGAACCAGUUAUCAUUUGGGAAAAAGAUGGCCGUGUACUACCCAGCGGCAAAGACUUUGAGAUGACUUAUGAUGGCAUCAAAGCCACACUCAGCAUACCACGUGUAUAUCCCGAAGACGAAGGCGAAUACACUUGUAUUGCCAAAAAUAAUAUAGGACGCACUUUAUCGUCAGCCUGUAUAAUUGUAGAUGUACCCGAAGAAAAAGAAAAUAUGUUAAAUAGACAACUAACACGUCCCACCGGUUUCCUAUCGGCUACCUCAACACCCAUAUCGACUCCACGCUCCACACCAAGUAGAAGUUUCUCACCUACACGCCGUUUAUCUUAUCGUAAUUCCAUAAUUGAUAUUAGCGAACCACGAAGUGUUCGUGGUCGUAGUUUAGUCGAUGGACAUCAAGCUAUUUCAGCACCGAAAUUUUUAGCCAUUCCGAAUAGUCGUGUUGUAGAGGAAGGCGACAGUGUACGCUUCCAGUGUGCCAUUGCAGGUCAUCCUACGCCUUGGGCUACUUGGGAUAAGGAUGGUAUAAUUGUAACACCCACCACCCGUAUUGCGAUCAAAGAAGUUAAUGAUUUGCGUUAUUUGGAAAUUGAAGAAGUAACCUUCGAUGAUGCCGGUCUCUAUCGUAUAACGCUGGAAAACGAUUAUGGUCGGAUAGAAGCCACUGCACGCCUUGAUGUUAUUGGAAGUUCACGCUACUCUAAAUCUCCUUCGGCCAGAAGUGUUCGUGCCUCUUCCUCGAAACGUAAUGCCUAUCUGCACAGACGUAUAAUGGGUCCAUCCACGGCCAUUGGUGGUCGCAUGGCUUUAGCUUCGGGCUUUAGGGGUUCUUCAGUACCUUCGUGUAAAUUCUAUCAUAAUGGUUUGGAAUUGCUAGACAAUGACCGAGUACAUAUCGAUUUAUUACAAGAAGAGGCAUUUUUAUUCGUAGAAUAUGUUACCAAAGAUGAUGAGGGUAUUUAUACCUGUGUAGUCGAGGGUCACGAACAUGAACCUAUAGUCACUUCGACUGUGGUAACGUUUUUAACUACAGAGCAAAUUCAACAUCCGCCCAAGACUAUAUGCGAAAUUCUACAAUCCCUGCCAAAUGAAAUAGAACACUGGGAAGGUGAAACUAUUGAUUUAUGUUUUGAAUUGAAUACCAAUAUGCCAUAUACUUAUAUGUGGAGCCGUAAUGGCGAACUCAUAAAGGAAUCGGAUGAUUUUAAUUACAUUGAUCAUGGCAAUGGUUUUCUCUGUUUACGUAUUCACGAUGCAUUCGAUUUGGAUUCUGGUUGUUACACCUGCACUGUAACCACAGUUGAUGGUUUUCAAUGCUCCACUUUUACUAAUUUAAAUAUUGGGCGUAAUUCCGAAAUCAGUGACGAUAGUGGUUUAGCGGUAAUGAAAUCUCUUUUGCCUGUUGUAGCCGACUGUGGUGUUAAGGCAACAUUUUGUGCCCGUAUUUUUCCCGCAGAUGCUCAAACGUUUUGGUAUGUGUGCGGUCGUACAGUUACUGAAAAUGAUGAUUCAUGUGAAUUUACGUUGGAGUCAUCGAGUACAGAUGGCAUACGCAUUUUGCAUAUAAACGAUGUUACCUUGGCCCACAGUGGUGAAGUUCAAUUGGUUGUAACACAUCCAGGAAAACCCCACUCAUCACUUAAAUCCUAUACAUCACUGGCCGUAAUACCACGGUCAACAACAGCAGCUAAAUUAAUUGAGCCCACAAAAAUUCCCACAGACUUAACAAUUGACUUGUGCAAAAACCAUAAAAAUAAGGAGCGUCCCCAGCAACCGGCCUAUAUAUUGGAAGGUCCUAGGGAUUGUACCGCUUUAAUUGGUGGCUGUGUUCGUUUGUCGAUCAUAUUUGAAGGAUUACCUAAACCACAAGUUAGGUGGUUUAAGGCGAGCCGUCCAAUUGUUGAAACUUCGAAUAUUAUAAUAAAUACAUCAACACGCAAAUCCGUCCUACAGAUCUCAGAUAUAGUAACCGAUGACAGUGGUAAAUAUACUGUGGAAAUAAUGAAUGAAUUUGGUACAGAUGUAGCCGUAGCUUCAGUGGCCGUAGAAGGGCCACCGGAACCGCCAAGUGGUAAACCAAGUAUUUCUCAAGGACCCGAUCGUGUUUCUAUAGCUUGGUGUGGUCCACCCUACGAUGGUGGUUGUAUGAUAACCGGAUUUAUCAUUGAAAUGCAAGAAUUAUUGUCAGCCGACAGCAAUGAAAAUGUAGCAGCUUGGCUAGAAAUUGCAUCCGUUGUCGAUUCUUUGGCCUAUACCGUUAAGGAUCUUAAACCAUUGUGUACUUAUAGAUUUCGUGUUCGUGCUGAAAAUGUACAUGGUCGUAGUGAGCCGAGUUUGCCAAGCGAUCGUGUUCAUGUCACCGAAGAAAUUGAAGACUUAAACGAAGAUUUCCAUAAAUCGAUUUCUAUAAAAGCCGGCGGCGACUUUAAAAGUCGUUUUGAAGUUUUAGAGGAAUUGGGCAAAGGUCGUUUUGGCGUAGUCUACAAGGUGCAAGAGAAAGAAGAACCCAAACGCAUAUGUGCAGCUAAAAUAAUAAAAUGUAUUAAAUCGCGUGAUCGUGUCAAAGUUCAAGAAGAAAUUUCAAUAAUGAAAUCAUUAAAACAUCCCAAACUGUUGCAAUUGGCAGCUUCGUUUGAAAGUUCUCGUGAAAUAGUAAUGGUUAUGGAAUUCAUUACCGGUGGAGAACUAUUUGAACGCGUAGUGGCCGAUGAUUUCACUUUAACCGAACGUGAUUGUGUAUUAUUCGUACGCCAAGUGUGUGAAGGUGUGGCCUACAUGCACAGCCAGUCAAUAGUACAUUUGGAUCUUAAACCCGAAAAUAUUAUGUGCAAGACUCGCACCUGCCAUCAAAUCAAAAUUAUUGAUUUUGGUCUGGCUCAACGCCUGAAUACCGGUUCACCCGUGAGAGUUCUGUUUGGUACACCCGAAUUUAUACCACCGGAAAUUAUCAGCUAUGAGCCCAUAGGUUUUCAAUCAGAUAUGUGGAGUGUGGGUGUUAUAUGUUAUGUACUUUUAUCCGGCCUUUCACCUUUUAUGGGUGAUAGUGACGUCGAAACCUUUUCGAAUAUUACCCGAGCUGAAUUUGAUUUUGAUGAUGAUGCUUUUGAUUGUGUAUCACAACAGGCUAAAGACUUUAUUUCGAAUUUAUUAGUCCAUCGUAAAGAAGAUCGCUGGACAGCUGAACAAUGUUUAGAAUCGCCAUGGUUGAAACAAGGUCAUGAUGAUGAAAAUUUGAGCAAUAAGAAAAUAUGCACUGAUAAACUUAAGAAGUUUAUCAUACGACGCAAGUGGCAAAAAACUGGUAAUGCUAUAAGAGCUUUAGGUCGCAUGGCUACAUUAUCUGCUUCACGACGUAAUUCAGUUGCUUCCAAUGCCGGUUCCGUGCCAAAUAGUCCACGUCCAUCCGUAUCGGGUGUUACUAUUUUCAAUCCCAAUAUAUCUGUUCAAAUGGGUUCACUGCACGAAGAAGACGAUGAUUUUAGCAUAGAAUUGCCCAGUUCAGAGAUUAAACGAAAAAAUCCCACAGUCUUGAAUAAAUCUCAGUGCAGCGAACGCAGUGAUUCCGGUUAUAGCGAAUGUUCAAAUUGUAGUGCUUCCGGAUCGAUACAAUGUCAAUGUACGGCCAAUAAAGAUAGUGUGGAUCAUGCGGCCAAUGAUGAUUUGUCAUUGUCCGUGCCACAUGAUUUGCUUAAACUAAAGCUGGAAGAGAUUGCCCACCAGGCUGACAGUAAUAUAGAAGAAGUAAAAUUGGAAUUGGUAGUACCCAACGAGAAGAGUCCACAGCUCGAUGACAAUCAAAAUGAAUUGAAAACCUUGAACAUUGUUAAUACGGAAGAGAAAACGAUACAAGUGGUUGAAGAACUAGAUGUACUUAAUAAAGAUUUAAAUCCCUCCACAUCACCCAUUAUGCGUUCAGAUUUUACAAAUACCAUACAAAUGCGCAAAAAAUCGCUGGAGAAUAGUUUACAGAAGGAUAAACAACUGAAACCAGCAGUGACCAAAUCCAUAUACCUUGAACAGCCGGGCAAAGUAAGCAUGUUGAAAAAUAAGUUUUCAAGUAUGCAGAGUCAAGUGAGUAGUACUACUAGUAGCAUAACAACUUCGUCAUUUGCAAAAAGCAAGGAUUGCAUGGAUGUUUUAAAACUAAAACGCAAAGUUGUUACUGAAGCUUGCCCUAACCAAACAGCGAGCUCACUUACAUCGUCCUCAUCCAGCCUUCAUACCCAACACUCAACUUCGUUGCCCAACUCUCCCAUACCCAUACGCAAGACCAAUGCGUGUUCUACGUUCCGGUUAAGCGAUCGCGUGCGUGAAGUAACCGAUCGUUUGGCUCAACAACAAACUGUUUGUACCGAGGCUAGAAGAACGCAAAAAUCUCCAUCACCCAAUCGAAAACAAAUUCUAUCACCGUAAAUUAAUAAUUUUUUAUUAUAAAUAUAUAUAAAUAUAAAUAGUGUAUUUAAGAAAUUUGUUAUUAUUAAGUCCACAUCCAACAAAAGGAAAAUUGUUAAUCGUUAUAAUUUGUAGUUGUUUAAAAAAAUGAAUAUUAUUUUAUUAAACACAAACCAACAAAAAAUUGCUACCCAGAAUAAAAUUCUCGAAUAUAAGUUGUAAAACCAACCUUCUAAUACUA